UAUAAAUAACAGCCGAAAGCAUCAGGCUGUACAGUGGUUUAAUUGAGUAAACUGGCAAUUCAAGAAUGAAGUUCCUCGUUGUUCUUUUAGGCCUUGUGUGCGCCUUAGCCCAUGGGGCACCAAAGGUACAAAAGGUAAAUUCACCCCGUCCGGCUUACGUAAAAGAUAUAGAAAUUUUGCCGUCCGACGAUACCAGGAUAAUACGCGGUCAAAAUGCCGUCAGAGACCAAUUCCCCUACCAGGUUUCCCUACGAUGGGGCUUCCUUUCGACGCCCUCCCACAUGUGCGGUGCUAGUAUCAUUAGUCCAUCGAUGGUACUCACGGCUGCCCAUUGUAUCGAAGACUACGGUACCUACACUGUCGUUGCUGGACUUUUGAAUCGAGUCGAAAGCACCUCAUCUACUCAAAGCCGAAGUGUCAGAAGUAUUAUCUCUCAUGAAAAUUGGCCUGGCGGUAGCGAUCCAGGACCGUGGGACAUUGCCCUAAUGAGAGUUACCACACCCUUCACCUUGACUUCUUCCGUCCAACCUGUUGGACUUCCCAACCAAGGUGAUAAUGUAUCUGGAUCCGUCGUUAUUUCUGGAUGGGGAAGGACUUCAAGUUCAGUUUCCACUCUCCCAAGGACUCUACAAUACGUCAACUUAGAAAUUCUUCCAAACAACCAAUGCGCUAUUGAUUUAAUCAGUGUAUUGGGAUAUUCCGAUCCUUUGGACAGUUCGAUGAUUUGUACCAGUGGACGACGAUAUGAAGGAACAUGCAGUGGUGAUUCUGGUGGCCCAUUGGUCCAAGACGGCGUCCAAGUGGGUGUUGUCUCCUGGGGUAUCACACCAUGUGGUAACACUAUUGCUCCAUCGGUCUUCACAAAGGUUUCUUCCUAUUCCGACUGGAUCAACGAGAGAUUGUAAAAUCAAUAUGAUCCACACCUUUGAAAGGCAUUUACUUCUGAGAAUGUAAUUAAAUGUGCUAGCAAAUCGAAGCAUUAAAUAAAAUCACCAUAAGUAAACAAU
Molecule: messenger RNA, 1007 nt
Organism: Agrilus planipennis (emerald ash borer)
Lineage: Eukaryota; Metazoa; Arthropoda; Insecta; Coleoptera; Buprestidae
Product: chymotrypsin-2-like
Exons: 4
Coding region: 66-905 (279 amino acids)
Biological process (GO): proteolysis
Molecular function (GO): serine-type endopeptidase activity
Source: RefSeq, a predicted model, not a curated record